This is a messenger RNA of Amphiprion ocellaris (clown anemonefish), 2550 nucleotides long. Its product is annotated as tubby-related protein 1-like. Gene Ontology annotation, molecular function: actin filament binding. The coding region runs from base 93 to 1688 and encodes 531 amino acids. Lineage: Eukaryota; Metazoa; Chordata; Actinopteri; Pomacentridae. Gene Ontology annotation, cellular component: cilium. The transcript has 14 exons. The record is from RefSeq and is a predicted model, not a curated record. Gene Ontology annotation, biological process: protein localization to cilium.
AGCUCCUUUUAAUAGUGAUGCAGAUAUACUAUAACAUACAGGUUUAAAAUCAGGUGAUCAGAAUCUGGAUGUAACCUCUCUCCAUAUCAUCCAUGCCUCUCCACAAUCACACCGUCAAAGAGGCCUGGACAAACGACAGGACUCAAGAGGAGGAAGCUUCUGGUUCGGACCCACAGCUGCAGAAGCCUAAAAAGAAGAAAGAGGAGGCCAAUGGCACGACGGAAGCUAAGUUAAACGGAACGGAGGCUAAACCAAAAAAAUCAAAGACCAAGAAGAGUGAAGAUGUAGUAGAAGAGGACAGUUCUGCCAUCCAAAAUGGAAAGAAAGUGAAGAAAAAGAAACCAGAAAAAGACAAAGAAGAACCUGAAAAAGAAAAAGAGAAAGAGCCAAAAAAGAAAACCAAAAGUGCUCCAAAGAAGAAGAAAGGUUCAGACACAGACGACGACGAUGACGACGACGAUGAAGAGGACACCCCCAAAAAGAAAACUAAGAAAAAAACGACAAAGGACAGCUCUCCAUCGGCAAGCUCUGCCAAGGAGAAAAAAUCUAAAUCUAAAGAGGACAAAGAUUCUGAUGGAAAAGAAAAAAAAUCCAAGUCAAAGGAAAAAGACAAGAAGAAAGAGCCAGCUUCGAUGUUCCAGAUAAAUGGAGAAAAAGAGUCUAAAAGUAAAAAGAAAGCUGCCAAAUCCGACAGUGAUGACAGUGAAGAGGAGACAAAGUCGACUAAAUCAAAGAAGAAAUCCACCGCUGGCUCUGCAUCCAUGUUCCAGACAUCAGCAGAUAAGGACAAGGACAAGAAGACAAAGAAAAAAGCAAAGGCAGAGGAAAGUGAUGAUUCUGAGUCAGAAAAAGAAGAGAAAUCUAAGAAAAAGAAGGGCAAAGGGAAGAAGAAAAAGGAGAGAUCUCCCUCACCUGAGAUUGAGUUUGACAACCUGGAGAAGUUUGUGAUGCAGCCGGCUCCUCAGGGCGUCACCGUCAAAUGCAGAGUGACUCGGGACCAGAGAGGGAUGGACAAAAGCCUCUACCCUCUGUAUUACCUGCAUCUGGACAACGACAAGAAGACAUUCCUGUUGGCUGGGAGGAAAAGGAAGAAAAGCACAACUUCCAAUUACCUCAUUUCCAUCGAUGCCACAGAUCUGUCAAGAGGUGGAGAGAAUUUUGUCGGGAAGCUGAGGUCAAAUUUAAUGGGGACUAAGUUCACAGUAUUUGACAACGCUCUGAAUCCAGAAAGAGCACUUCCAGACAUGUCUAAUGCACGCCAGGAGUUAGCUGGCAUCAUCUAUGAAACAAACGUUUUAGGGAUGAAAGGGCCGAGAAGGAUGACAGUCGUCAUCCCAGGAAUGGACAAGGACAACGAUCGAGUGCCACUCCGACCAAGAAGUGAUUGUGACGGCUUGUUGAUAAGGCACCAGAACAGAAGGAUGGAGAAUCUGAUCGAGCUUCACAACAAGACGCCCGUGUGGAACGAAGAAACGGCGUCCCACGUGCUGAACUUCAACGGCAGGGUCACCCAGGCCUCCAUCAAGAACUUCCAGAUAGUCCACAGCAAAGACUUGGACUACAUCGUGAUGCAGUUCGGUCGGAUAGCCGAUGACAUUUUCACGCUGGACUACAACUACCCGAUGUGCGCCGUGCAGGCCUUUGCAAUCGCACUCUCCAGCUUCGACGGCAAAAUCGCUUGUGAAUAACGCAAAGAUUCUCAGCCGCCCGCUCAAACUGAAAUGACUAUGCAACAAGCCCGCUGUCACAUCAGACAAACCCAUGUCUUUGGACUAGGAGCUGGUAACAAACGAUGGUUCCCUCAACCUGCUGCUGCUGCUGACUUCCCCCUCCAGGUGUAAGAAGCAAAAUCACUCUCAUAUUACCUGAUCUGGUGCACGAAAGUCUUAUUUUGUGUCUUGGUAAUUCAGCGGAAAAAUCUGACUCAAAGGACUCCAUUGACUGGAGAGUUAGGAUGACGUUCCGCUGCAGUGAUGGAGGUGUUUAUAGAUUAAUAACGUCAAUAAAAGAUGCUAACCUCUGUUAUGUUUUGGCUUUGUUAUGCUGUGUUCUGUUUUAUUGCUUUGUAGGGCAAAUCCCAUUAGGUCACCAGGGCCUUUAAUCCAUUUUCUUCAAAAUCUAAUUUUAAUUUGUCGCACUCUGUGGCGUAUCAGCAAUCUGCACAAAGGACACAUUGUGACUCAGACAGCAUAAAAAAUAAAAUUAGUCUCAUCUGAAGCUCAUUUAAUCUCAUAACAGCCGUCUUUCUUGGCGCACUGUCCGUCUGUGGUGACUGUGAAUCUAUUUUAAAUAUUUUUGAUUCAUAGAAGUUUAUUUCGUGGCUCUUUAUUUUAGGUGUUGUAAUGUUAACGUGCGAUAAUUCAAUGUAAGUUUUAUUUCUCCAAAGAUUUCUUUCGUCCGUCUCAGACUUCAGCUCUUGUAGGUUUUUCUAUCUAUAUGUUUUUGGUUUCAGCAUUUGUAAAAAUCAGUCAUUUACCUGAACUCUGCCUUCGUUACAUUUCUAGGCUUGUUGUCUUAACGCAUGUCAAUUAAAUGUCUUUGAAGUCAAAA